Molecule: messenger RNA, 1277 nt
Organism: Vicugna pacos (alpaca)
Lineage: Eukaryota; Metazoa; Chordata; Mammalia; Artiodactyla; Camelidae
Gene: RRP15
Product: ribosomal RNA processing 15 homolog
Biological process (GO): maturation of LSU-rRNA; maturation of 5.8S rRNA
Cellular component (GO): preribosome, large subunit precursor
Source: RefSeq, a predicted model, not a curated record
ACACAACUCUCGCGGGACGCUUCCGGUGAAGAAACAUGGCGGCGGCCGUUGAGGAUUCACGUGUGAGUGCGGGGAAAAAGCUGAAAAAUUCACUGAAAAAGAAGAAGAAAAUGAAAAUGGUAGCCAGGGCUGUAGCACCGGAGCUGGACGAUAAGGACAAAGACGCUUCGGAUAAUGGAGGUUCUAUAGAAAGCUGUGGAUCGGAAAAGGAUCACUUUUCUUCUGGUGAUGAAGCAGUAGAAGCUGACAAUGAAGAUGAAGUUGACCCCUGUGACAAUAACAGUGAAAAUGCUGCAGAAGCUGGUGUUGGAACUAAUGUGGGCUGGGCAGAUGCCAUGGCUAAAAUCCUGAACAAGAAAACUCCUCAAAGUAAACCCACCAUUCUGGUCAAAAACAAAGAGCUGGAAAAGGAAAAAGAAAAGUUAAAGCAAGAGAGACUGGAGAAGAGAAAACAGCUUGAUAAGAAGCGGGAAUGGGAAAUGAUGUGCAGAGUAAAGCCAGAUGUUGUCAAAGACAAAGAAACAGAGAGAAAUCUCCAGAGGAUUGCAACGAGGGGUGUGGUGCAGUUAUUCAACGCUGUUCAGAAGCAUCAGAAGAACGUUGAUGAAAAGGUUAAAGAAGCUGGAGGCUCUAUUAGAAAGCGUGCUAAGUUAAUAUCAACUGUUUCCAAGAAAGAUUUCAUCAGUGUCCUGAGAGGGAUGGAUGGAAGUACAAAUGAGAAAAGUUCAACUGGAAAGAACUCAAAAGCCAAACAGACUGAAGCAAAAUCAGAAGAGAGCCCAGGAUGGACUAUCCUACGUGACGAUUUCAUGAUGGGAGCGUCCAUGAAAGACUGGGACAAAGAAAGCGAUGGACCAGAUGACAGCAGGCCAGGAUCUGAAAGUGAUUCUGACACAUAAAGCUGUAUAAGAAGCACAGUUUGCAGUCAUUUUAUUUUUCUUAGAAAAACACUUCAUGCUCCAAAAGUUGGGGGAUUACAAAGAUACCAUUUGUAGGAAAGCCGAAAGACUUUCACUAUUGCCAACUUUGGUGUUUUCCUUUUUCUUGUAAACUUUGUUAAGCAUAUAUUUCAAACCUUGUAUAAUUUUAAGCAUUGUUCCUCAGAACAUUUGUAAAAAGAAGUGUUUCUACUUGAGAUAUACAUUUUUUCAGGUUCGUUUUGGUUUACAUAUUGGCCAUGGAUACUGGUGUUUUAUUUCACUAUCACCGAUGUUUAUGGCAGUGCAAUACCAAUUCAUAAUUAAAAUGAACUCCUUGAAGUUAAUAUUUUUCAGCCU